AUGCCUUCUUCACCAGUCGUUGGCAUCGUCGUCACACCCGGGGGAACGGACUAUAACGCCAUCAAGAACGCAUUAACCGCUGCCGCUGUGAAGGACGGCAGACUGACACCAGUCGACGCUUUGCUUAUUGCUCCCACGAAACGUCGAGCCGCUGACCCCGUGGAAGUCUGGUCAGCUGUAGGCACAUUUACCAAUGGGCCUGCGGGUUUGGAGACGGGUGUCAUUCUCACAACCGGACAGGCGGCAUCAGCGGCCCCCGGUGUCACUCUCGAUGGCUCCUGGAGCUACGGCCAAGACCGGAUGGUGCUUUGUCCUGUUGCACCAUCGUGCGAAUAUUCCAUUCUCCGCAUGAACAUCACGGCUCAGUCUGGAGUUCGGGCUCUUCGAGUGAACUAUCUCUUUGCAGAAGAGUAA
Messenger RNA from Colletotrichum chrysophilum, 414 nucleotides. RefSeq lists its product as uncharacterized. The record is from RefSeq and is a predicted model, not a curated record. The transcript has 2 exons. NCBI's taxonomy places the organism in Eukaryota, Fungi, Ascomycota, Sordariomycetes, Glomerellales, Glomerellaceae. Bases 1 to 414 code for a protein of 137 amino acids.